CUGUUUAACGCCACGUCACAAAAGGUCAAGUCUCCGCUCGCGCUGGAGGGUUUCGGCAUUAGCCUGUUCAAAGCCGGCGCGUGUGGUCUGAUAACGCAUUGUCCUCGAGCCCUGGGGUCUUGGGACGGGGUCGUGUGACGGCGCUGCUGUGUCCGCGAGCCCCGGUGGGUGGAGUCAGAGUGUUUGUGACUUCCCGCUGUGUCCGCGAUCUCCUGAAGCGGCAGCGCUGCCAGAAACUGACAACAUGGAGGGCCAGUACAACCUGAGGAAUCCGGCUGUUAAACGUUUAAUGAAAGAAGCACAAGAGCUGAAAGACCCAACAGAACAAUACCAUGCACAGCCUUUAGAGGAUAAUCUCUUUGAGUGGCAUUUUACCGUCCGGGGUCCUCCAGACUCUGACUUUGAUGGUGGUGUUUACCAUGGCCGAAUUGUGCUUCCCCCAGAAUAUCCCAUGAAACCACCCAGCAUUAUUCUCUUGACACCUAAUGGAAGGUUUGAAGUAGGAAAGAAGAUAUGUUUAAGCAUCUCAGGACAUCAUCCUGAAACUUGGCAACCAUCCUGGAGCAUCCGGACAGCGCUGCUGGCAAUUAUUGGGUUCAUGCCAACAAAGGGAGAAGGAGCUAUUGGUUCUCUGGAUUACACUCCUGAUGAAAGAAAAGCACUAGCCAAAAAGUCACAAGAUUAUAACUGUGAAAACUGUGGUUCCCACAUGAGGACAGCCCUCCUUCCGUGCACGGAAAGUGGCAUUCCAAGUAUGGCUGAUGUGGAGGCAAAAGAAUUGGCAAAACAAAUCAGUUUUAAGGCAGAGACAGGUUCUGCUGCCAGCACUGCUGCUGAACCUUCUCCAGCACCAACACCUAUAAAAAUCGUAAACCAAGACACUCAAGAUUCUGAUCACCUUCUACUCACUGAAAACAAUCCAGAAAUUGAAGCUAUGAGAGAGACUGGUGUAGAUGACUCUUCUAUUGGGCCUCAGGAACCGCCACAAAGCAGACCAAAUACUACAAGUUUAAGUCCUCGGCAGCGACGUACUCAACAGCAGCGACGUGCUCAGCAGCAAGCAAGGCGCCCAAUUUCACAAUCAUACACUCAAGUCCGUCGACCAGCAAAUGCCAGUCAAAUUGGAUCCACUGUCCUAAUUGUCAUCCUGACAUUGGCACUGGCUGCGCUAAUCUUCCGAAGGAUUUACAUGUCAAAUGAAUACAGAUUUGACUAUGAAUUGUAAUGAUCAUUUACUUUGCAUAGCCAUAAACUGGAUUUAUUAUGUCAUAUGUAUUUUAACAUCAAUCCCCAUUUUACUGGCCAGGAUUUGCAGAGGCUUUGAAUGACCCAUGCACAAGGGGAAAUUUAAAGUAAUACAUGAUGCAAAACUUGAGUGUAAUUAUGAUCCUUGGGGUAAUAAUCAGUGGCAUUUUACAAACUUUGACACUGCAGGGAACCCGUUCAGGAAUGUUUUUGAUCAAACUCUUGUUAAAUUCAAUUUAUCUUCCGUAGAAGUCAGUUGUUUUUUAGUUGAGGCCAUGCUGUUCAACAAUGUCAGUAAUUCUGAGGGUGCUGAUAAUCUGUUUACUGGAAAAUUUCUGUGGACCAUUGCAAAGUUCAUUUGGCUCAUAACCUGAGUGCUAGUGGUGUUGUAUGCAAUUUUAUCCUCUGAAAUGAGCCCUGUUUUUACAUACAAACGAUUGCCUUAACCCUGUCAGAAAGUGCAACAUCUCUAGAUAUUUCAUCAGAAUUUGAAUACAUAGUCAGGAUCUUUAACUGUCUGCAGCAGAUCUAAAAUCCAAAAGAUUAAUUUUCAAUAUUGCUAUGUGGUGUUGUUGUAGGCUGAGAUAUCUUACUAGUUUCAUGGUACAAGAUUUCCUGUUACUGGAACAUGCACCCAAAAUUAAAUUUUAAAUGUGCAAAUCAUCUUGGAAUGUGAAGAUCCAAGAGAAUUGAUAAAAUCCACAACCAAUAAAUAUUUAUUUGUAGUUUCUGCAUGAAGUCAAAGGAACCAUAUUUGUAACAAGAGUUAACAACAAAGGUGGUUGUUAUUGGCUUUGGAUUGAGUAAUUAAAGUUCCUUGAAGAAUUUUUCUUCCAAGUUGGACAAAUUAAUUAAAUAUGGGAUCUUCCGGCAAGUAAAAAGAAAGACCCUGUUUCUCCAGUACUCCUGCUUGUUAAUUUUCCUUAACUGAGCUCUGAACACUGUCACAUAAGAGUUGAUGGUAAUGUAUGUAUAAAAUUGAACUUUCCAUUGAAAUUUGUACAAUGAUGUUUUUAAUUUUCAUGUGCAGGAUAUUACUUGUUUUAUUUUUAAACAAUCAGAUCUUCGUGAAUGAGUAAAUAUUGUCUGCUUAGUUAAGUAGGCAGGAAUCUUUUUGAUUGCCCAAUGAUUUAUGUCAAUGUAAAAUUCAGUUUCAAAUAUAAACCAUGAGAACAAACUCUCAUACAUGAAUGUUUGUUUAAUAUUCUAUCUUUUUGUGCUCUCACAUUGAUUUUUGUGGACCCAGAGUACUUGGCACAAGCAGAGCUAUUGCACUUUACAGUUAAGGGAACAAUGCAAACAUUCUGCGGUUACUCUCGUCACUUUCUCAGACAUUGAUAUUAAGUGUGAAUAAUUGAUGAAAAGCCUGAAAUUUAUAUGACAAAAAUAACCUUACUUUUGGUUUCUAAAGAAAGGUUGCCAUUUCAGUCUGGCAUCUUGAAUAUGUACCAAGUAUAUUUGUUCAAAAGUUCCUUUCGCAUGGUAUUAGAAACACAUUGCUACAGUGCACCAAUGGAAAAUCUCUAAAAUAGAAUACUUCCUUAAUAUCACGUAUAUUUAAUAAACUCAUUUGCCAAUGCAAGAUACAACAGUAAAAUAAGUGGUGUUUAAUAUAAAUCCAGUUUGCCAUGUUUAAACUUGCUUGCUUUCGGUUUUCUGUCAUUGCACAAAAACUGCAUUUUUUUUUCAUUGUGUUUUAUCAAAAAUGCCCUGGGUAAAUGAAUUGCAGUUGCAAGUAACAAAAUAGUUAGCAAACAUCUUAUCUCUUAGGUUUAAAAUGGAAAACAGUUAACUAUCUACUUGACUUACAUAAUAUUCUUGUUUGUAAUGAGUACUUUCAUGAACACUUUUUUAAAAAACAAUUAUUGCAGAGCAAUAAGGAAAGAGCAGGUAUGUAGAUAAAUAACUUUUGAAAAGGUGGCCACAGAGCGCACAAAUGACCAACUUCUAUGCGGUAUGAUCUUGUGUACAGUAGUUCAUGUUAGAUUUUUUCAGAAGCAAAGCCUUCAGUUUUAUUCUGUUUGAGAUCCAUUCCAUUUACACAAUCAAGAUAAAAUAUUAAAUAUAUACAUGCUGCAGGUGAAGUUAGAACAAUGAAGUUAGCAUGUUAGUUUCCAUUAAAAUUGUUGACCACUUCUCAGCACUGGUAUUCAUUCAUCAAUAUAUGUUCAGCAAUUACAUGCUUGUGUUUAUAUUUAAUCAUUAGAGGCCUCUUUGCCUUACAUGUCACUUGCAAAAACUGCAUGUUAAAAUCCUAGGUUUAUUGUAAUAAAAUAAAUGUAUGGUGUUUUAAUUGAUUUUAAUAAAUAACAUUUGUAGUGGAAGCAAUAGAUUUAAAAGAUGCAAUCUGUAUACUGCAACUCUCUGAAAUAGCACUCAGUCCUCUUUAGGAUUGUGAAAACAGUACCUUGAUAUUUUCCAUCAGUGAAACUGAUACUCCUUGUACUUUCAAGGUGUUCUGUUAUCUGUAUUCUAAAGUUGAUUCUUGAUUGACCUCUCUGUUGAGGUCAUUAAGCGCAGGAGAGCAUCACGAGAGCAUUACUAGAGCAGAUCCUAAAGAAGAAAUUUUAAAAACCUUGUAAUCUGCUUAGAUUUGAGUCAUUAAUAAAAAAAUCUUGUGGCAACCUA
Stegostoma tigrinum is the source of this 3873-nucleotide messenger RNA. RefSeq names its product ubiquitin-conjugating enzyme E2, J1 (gene ube2j1). The transcript is spliced from 8 exons. Bases 245 to 1225 code for a protein of 326 amino acids. The record is from RefSeq and is a predicted model, not a curated record. NCBI's taxonomy places the organism in Eukaryota, Metazoa, Chordata, Chondrichthyes, Orectolobiformes, Stegostomatidae.